CGUAAGUACACAUUCGUAAAUAUCGUGACGUGCAGACCAGUGUGCGCGCCACCUCUCUCGUGAAUUAUCAAUCGUUCUUGUAGUUGUUAGGGAUGGGGACAUCGUGACCCUCACCGUGACCAAAGAGAGGCAAAACUUCGCAAGCAAGACAAAGAACUUCAUUUUCAUCGUGAUGCCGCAAACACCACUACAACAGCCACUAAAACCUCCUGGUUAUUCUAGUUGGAAUAACCCGACUCCCAAGUCAAACUCGUACACUACAACCUCUUUUCGGUCUUUGACUGAAUAGAGUACAGCAACCUCGUCGUUAAUUCUUAACGAAUCCACUCAAACUUUCAGUAGUCGAGCUGUUUGCCCUUUGUUCCUUCGGGAAGAUUGACGUCCACUUAACGCGUAAAGCUAAAGCUUUGUUCCCGUUCGUAGUAACCGAAACAUCGCCUCCACCUGAAAACCAUGGGUUGCGGUGCCAGUGUUCCAGCCAACGCCCCGGCGGGCGGUGCAGCCCCCGCCCCGGCUCCCGUGACCGGUCCGACCGCGCCAACGCGUAAGAACUACGCCGCUAACAAGUCGAAGUCCGGUGCCUACAACGCCUGCGCCCAGGCCCACGAAAUGAUGAACGGGGAGUUUCUGCCCGCCCUCGACGCGCUGACCGCGUACCUCGAGAAGCAGCCCUCGGACUACCACCGCACCAACGACAACUCCCCGGAGCUCGCGGAGCUGACCAAGCGGGUGAUCAACGCCACCGAUCGGUUCGACCGCCGCGUGAGGCACGUCGUGACCGCCCGCCGCUCCCUGGGUCUGCUGAACCCGCAGCCCUACAUGAGCAAGUACAUCGAGCAGCUGCGCGCCCGCUACGACAUCCACAUCAUGACCCCGGACGAGACCGACUCCUCCAAGCCGAUGAUCGCCUCCCUGGCCGCCGAGGCCAGGGACAAGGGCCUGCCCUGCGUGGUCGGGCUGGCGCAGAUAUGGAUUGUAAAAAUGUCUGGGUCUGGAAACUUGUGAUGCUGGGUGGCGUAUCACGAGGAGGCCACAAGUGCUGGCUCAGCAUGACAAGUUUCUGAGCUUGUUCUAGGUAUUGCCUAUUCUGCAUGACAAACAGCGUUUCUGCAUGACAGAAAAGUGGGGCUCUUGGGUAAUGUGCAUGACAAAUUUAAGAGUCAUGUGAGACAAGCAUGACAAACUUGCAUUCUUCCAGACCCAGAGGACAUUUUUACAUUUGAUAGCAGAAGGACUCCUGGCAACACGCCCUGAUCAACCGCGAGAUGGGCUCGGUGUCCAUCUCCUCCCUGGCCUACCUGGUGGCCAUGAACAAGUACAUGCAGCGCACGAUCGAGAAGAAGCCCUUCUGGUUCGCGCCGGUCACCCCGGAGAACGAGACCAACGAGGAGAUCAUCGCGAAGAUCCCCGCCGACGAGUGGCCCUGCAUGCUGAAGAACACCUCCCUGUCCCUGGGCCGCGGCGUGUUCCGCUGCAAGACCCCGGAGGCCAUGGCCCAGAUCCUGGACGAGUACCGGGCGAACGCGCCGCUGCAGGCCGCCAUCAAGAAGACCAACGACUCCAUCCUCGAGUACUUCACCGAGGCUGACCACGCCAAGCUGGACUGCGACGUGCCCCCCUUCCUGGCGGAGCACUGCGUCAACCUGGACCUGGGCUGGGUCGAGUACUGCUACGAAGGCUGCAUCACCGCGGAGGGCGCGCUCCACCACUACGGCUUCACCGAGGAAAUGUACUCCACCGAACACGCGGGCUUGGCCUACAUAACCCCGCCCAUGUCCUACCCGAGGAACAAAAUCCCGGAACUCGAAGAGUACCUCAGCGGCUACAUGGGCGGCCUCAUCGAAAAGGGUAGUAAUCCAGAAAGAUGUUGAUGAUGAUGAUGUGUGUAUUUGAUGUGAAACUUAUUCAAAUAGAAUCAACCAUAGCUGCUGUUGCGUUGCCGUUGGUCUCUCUGCGUCUGCCGCUAUACCACUUACGUGGUCCUAGCGGCUUAUUUUUGUCUCAGAGCUGAUGUUUAGUUUCAGUGCCUGAACCUUCGCAGUUGCUGCAAUGCAGCUUUCGCAGUUGUUUUGCUUUUUUGUUUGAUAUACUGGCACCGGCGACGUAAGUUUCUUUGCCGCGUGACGAGUGUCCUGUUCUUUGAACCACGUAGAAAGGAAAGAAAACCUCCUUAACAUCACCAUCAGGCUACCUGCAGCAGUUUUUCAACGUCGAAAUCUGGGCGUUAACCCCGGAGGGCGGCCCGGUCGAGUUCUGCUUCUGCGAGAUCAACCCGCGGUGCGCGCACGCCUACCACAUUCCGUACCAGAUCGCCUACAAGACCAACCUGUGGGCGGAUAACUUCGACCUGGUCCUGGACAACACGCCGCCGAAGGUCACCCCGUGGACCAAGUGGCGUGACAACGACUACGCCGUGUCUCUGCAGGCCCUGAUCAACGUCAUGGGCUGCGAAGGCAAGAUGGCCAACGAAAUCCUGGACUACCAGUUCGUCGACCACAUCGAGGGCACUGGUAGCUUGUUUUUGCUAUUUCUGGAGUUCUUGUUUUGUAAUCUGUACGUCGAGGCAGGCUUCUUAUUCUUUUUCUUACUGCUUCUUGCGUUAUUUUCACCGAUGUUUUUUGUUUUUAAGUACUACAACUUACUUCCACUGCCUUUUUUGUUGUGGAUCUGCUGCCCUUUAGUUUAUGUGGUUUUUCGUUUUUCAUCAUGCACAAAUAAUUUCAUCAACGUCAACAGGUAAAGUCGAGCUGGUCCGUCAUGUGAAACAGCGCAACUACACCAUCACCUCCGACGAUGCUGCCUCCGGUGCGGGCUGCACUCUGCUGCAGAUCUUCAUCAAGUGCAAGACCCACGAGGAGGCUGCCGCGUACGAGGUCGCGUUGCGCGAGCGAAUCUACAAAAUCCCGCAGGGGGACAAGCAGGUACAUGCAUUUUUCUGAAAAAUGAAAUAAAUCCUCUUGAAGCAAGUGCCGGCGUCAUUUAGUUUUUUAUUUUCUGUUCAUAAACUUCUACAAAUGACGUGGUCGUAAAAAAAAAAAUGAAAUCGAAUUUUUAAGUAGUUGCCGGCAUGAACAUGAUGCUUUUCAUAGUCACGUUGGUUGUGAGUGACAACGAAAGUAGAGCUUCAACCUGAAGAUGUCAUCAAAAAACUAAAAACCAGCCGGAUUGGUGGUUGGCGAAGGCCGCGAAGGGCAACGUCGAGAAGCAGAAGCAGCGCCUGUUGGAUGGCAUGGGCCCGGCUGACCCAUCCUACGACCUGAUUGCCGCUGCCAAGACCACCAAGGAUUAA
Amoebophrya sp. A120 is the source of this 3289-nucleotide messenger RNA. The record is from the annotation of a GenBank genome assembly. NCBI's taxonomy places the organism in Eukaryota, Dinophyceae, Syndiniales, Amoebophryaceae.